AUGACGACGAAUUUCACAGAGUACAACGACAUCAGCGUCGGCGACAUGGUAACGAUGGUUUUCGAAGUGAUACUUAUGGCAUUCAUCUGUACUGUCAAUAGUUUGACUCUGAUUGUAGUUAGUCUAAACCGGAGUUUGUGGACUGUGCCUAACAUGUAUAUUAUAUCGCUAGCCGUUGCGGAUUUGUUAUCAGGUCUAUCCCUCGCUUACCAAAUGGUGUUCCACAUACCAGGGAUAAAAUUGGAGUUUGAUCAGAACAAGUAUCUUUGUCUGUUCAGACAUGUGCUUUUCUUUGUGAUGCUUGGGGCUUCAAUUUUGAACAUGGUUCUUAUUGCUAUAGACAGAUGGGCGUGUAUAACAUUUCCUUUCGCAUACGAACGUUUGGCGACAAUACCAAAGGCAGGAAUACUUAUUGGGCUUACCUGGAUUUUUGCAAUAUUUCUCGGAUCAAUUCCACUAUACGUGAAUCACUGGAAAACCGACGUGCGUUGUCGGUUUUUCAAAGUACUCACCAUGGAAUACCAAACAUACACUCAAGGAGGGUUCUUUGUUGUGUGUUCAAUAAUCAUCGCAGCUUGCUAUGCUCAUAUAUUUCAUACCGCCAAUCGAGAAAGGAAAGCCAUUCUCCACAUAACCAUGAUAACACACACACUAACCCACGAAAGGAGAAGGGCCAAAUUCAAGAGAGACUGGGAGCUGGUCGUCAUGUUUAGUGUUGUCUUUGGAGUCUUCUUCCUCUGCUGCACGCCGGCUUUCAUCUUCAUAAUUAUAACAUACACCGCAGGAGUUUCAGAAUCGGUUAACAGCUUCACCAUCCCACUUCUUGUGAUGAACUCUGGGAUGAACUUCAUAAUAUAUGUGGUGAAAAACUCGCAGUUUCGAAGGGCGCUAAAAGCCACGUGUUUCUGUCGCCGAACAUCAGUAGUUGGUACUGUAUGA
This is a messenger RNA of Gigantopelta aegis, 939 nucleotides long. RefSeq names its product adenosine receptor A3-like. Bases 1 to 939 code for a protein of 312 amino acids. The record is from RefSeq and is a predicted model, not a curated record. NCBI's taxonomy places the organism in Eukaryota, Metazoa, Mollusca, Gastropoda, Neomphalida, Peltospiridae. Gene Ontology annotation, molecular function: G protein-coupled receptor activity. The transcript has a single exon. Gene Ontology annotation, cellular component: membrane. Gene Ontology annotation, biological process: G protein-coupled receptor signaling pathway.